This is a messenger RNA of Zingiber officinale, 976 nucleotides long. RefSeq lists its product as uncharacterized. The record is from RefSeq and is a predicted model, not a curated record. The transcript is spliced from 5 exons. NCBI's taxonomy places the organism in Eukaryota, Viridiplantae, Streptophyta, Magnoliopsida, Zingiberales, Zingiberaceae. The coding region runs from base 174 to 698 and encodes 174 amino acids.
ACUGAAUUAGCAUCAAAAUGGUGGCAUAGAGAGAGAGAGAGAGAGAGAGAGAGAGGAUAAGGGUUUGCGUGAAGGGCUUCGCCGAUCGAUCGCCAGAAUCGAUGAGUAUGUGGUUUUUCCGGCGGCUAUCAUAUGGAGGUUGGUGGUUUUAAGGGAGGACGUCAGGAAGCUAGAUGCUACUUUUCCGAUCCGUGUCUGGUUGGGCCGCGCUCUUCCUCGCCUCCAUGGGAGGUUGCCUUGAAUGUUGUACCAAGUCUACUCCAACUAUCGCUGUUGAUGAGCCUUCAAGGGGUUUGAAAAUCCAAGGCCGAACAGUGAAGAAACCUAAUGUGACUGAAGAAUUCUGGAGCACAAGCACGCUUGAUUUGGAAAACAGUGGAGUUCAAUCACAAAGAAGCAUGUCUUCAAUUAGCACCUUGGCACCAGCCUCCCUUGAUCACCAUGGAAUAGGAAGCACAAGCAACUCUCUGGAAUUUGUAAAUCAUGGUCUUGUUUUAUGGAAUCAAACAAGACAGCAAUGGAUUGGAGACGCAAGGCCUGCUGUCCAACGACAGCGAGCUCAAGAUCCAAGGUUAAGAUGGAAUGCAACAUAUGAUAAUUUACUUGGGAGCAAUAAGCCAUUUCCACGGCCCAUCCCUCUCUCGGAAAUGAUACAUUUUCUUGCAGACGAGUGGGACCAGGAGGGUUUGUAUGAUUGAUAAACCACAACAAGGUUAGCUGUUGAAGCUAUGCAAAAUGUGAUGGUUGAUUAUUGUUGAUCUGAUUUUAUCAGUGUAAAGUUAUUGAUUACCCAGAGAAGAAUGGUUUUCACUAUCAGAAAUCUUUUAACAGUGAUGUUGCGAGAGCAUAUGUUUUCUAGUAUUGCUCAGUUAAUUAGUUUCAAGUGUGGUUGCAGAUUCUCUCGGUCAUUAAGAUAUCACAAAUUAGGUAAAACUCAAACCUUGGUGGUUAAAAUAUGUGUAAUGUUUGAAGUUCA